This is a messenger RNA of Aspergillus calidoustus, 933 nucleotides long. The record is from the annotation of a GenBank genome assembly. NCBI's taxonomy places the organism in Eukaryota, Fungi, Ascomycota, Eurotiomycetes, Eurotiales, Aspergillaceae.
AUGUACCUCGCUCUCGCGAACGAGAUGCUACAUCGUCUCUAUCCAGAGUGUAUAACAGUAGCAGAGGACGUCUCGGGAAUGCCAGCGCUGUGUCUCCCACACAGCAUCGGCGGUGUUGGAUUCGACUACCGUCUUGCAAUGGCUAUCCCUGAUAUGUACAUCAAGCUUCACAAGGAGAAAUCAGACAUCGAAUGGGACAUUGGAAACCUCGCCUUCACCUUGACAAACAGACGCCACGGGGAGAAGACGAUUGCCUACGCAGAAAGCCACGACCAAGCCCUCGUCGGCGACAAGACCCUAAUGAUGUGGCUCUGCGACAAGGAAAUGUACACCCACAUGUCCGUCCUAACCGAAUUCACCCCAGUCAUCGAACGCGGCAUGGCCCUCCACAAGAUGAUCCGCCUCGUCACCCACGCCCUCGGCGGCGAGGGCUACCUCAACUUCGAGGGCAACGAAUUCGGCCACCCCGAAUGGCUCGACUUCCCGCGCGCCGGAAACAACAACUCCUUCUGGUACGCGCGCCGCCAGCUCAACCUAACAGAGGACAGCCUUCUCCGCUACAGAUUCCUCAACGAGUUCGACCGCGCCAUGCAGACGACAGAAGAGAAGUACGGCUGGCUCCACGCGCCGCAGGCAUACAUCAGCCUCAAGCACGAGGGCGACAAGGUCCUUGUCUUUGAGCGCGCCGGUCUACUUUGGAUCUUCAACUUCCAUCCUACCAAUAGCUUUACGGAUUAUCGGGUCGGCGUUGAGACACCCGGUACGUAUCGGAUUGUGCUUGAUACCGAUGACAAGGAGUUUGGUGGGUUGGGAAGAAACCUCAAGGAGACGAGGUUCUUUACGACUGAUAUGGAGUGGAAUGGGAGGAGGAACUUCCUUCAGGUCUAUAUUCCGACCAGGACGGCUUUGGUCCUAGCGUUGGAAGACUCCUGA